Coffea arabica (coffee) is the source of this 525-nucleotide messenger RNA. The record is from RefSeq and is a predicted model, not a curated record. NCBI's taxonomy places the organism in Eukaryota, Viridiplantae, Streptophyta, Magnoliopsida, Gentianales, Rubiaceae.
AUGGGAAGGAAGGGGAAGGGAGGAAAAAGAGGAAAGGGGAAGAGGGAAGGAGGAAGACGGAGGAAAGGGACGAGGAAGAGGGAGGGAGAGGAGGAAGUAGAGAAAAAUUUGGACUUGAUUCGAAGAUGUUUCCAAGAAGCUUUGAAUGCGUUGCGGUCCAGAGAGGAGAAGGUGGAUACAGUUCAAGAAUUGGUCAGAGAAAGUUCAGAAAAACUCAGUUCGAUCCUAGAGUCGCUAGAGAAGCUGCUCAAGCAAGUUGAGGAGAAGGAGAAAGCGGAGAGAGAGUCUAAUUUGUUUCUGAAAAAUGGGUUUAAAAAAUUGGAACUCAAGAAUAAGGAACUAAGUUUGUAUCAAGAGGAUGCUAUGGUUAGAAUAGAGAAAUUGCAGGAGGAAGAGGAGCUGAUACAAGGGCUCUUUGAGAGGAUGGAAAUGAAAGGGAAAGAAUUAGAGACCGCCAGGAAAUCCAUUGAUGAAAGUUUAGAGGAGAUCACAAGACCAGGGAGGGAAGACUGGAGAGACUUAUGA